Messenger RNA from Clupea harengus (Atlantic herring), 1819 nucleotides. RefSeq names its product creatine kinase U-type, mitochondrial-like. The record is from RefSeq and is a predicted model, not a curated record. NCBI's taxonomy places the organism in Eukaryota, Metazoa, Chordata, Actinopteri, Clupeiformes, Clupeidae. The transcript has 9 exons. Gene Ontology annotation, molecular function: creatine kinase activity. Gene Ontology annotation, biological process: phosphocreatine biosynthetic process. Gene Ontology annotation, cellular component: mitochondrion. Bases 346 to 1581 code for a protein of 411 amino acids.
UCCUGUUAAUGACUGGUUAUUAAACAUUAUCCACACUAAUACCGGCAAUAUAAAUGUGGGGAUAAAAAUGAACCUCUGUUUACCCAAUGCAUUGUUUGCCUAGCAUUGAGCUGAACUUAGUCUAUGUUGUCUAUGGCAAGUUAUCGAUAGCGACCAUAAACUAUUAUCGUAGUAUAUUCAGGGUAGCUCAUUUGCUAUUGAUACUAGCUUUUUUUUUUUUUUUUUUUGUUACUUGGUUUGUCUUGAAUAUUGGAGAAUAAAGGUGGGCUAUCUAGCAAAAGCCAUGGAAAUAAAUGUCACCAAAUUAACAUUAUAUGUUUCACUGUGUUUGUAGAAUUGCUGAAAAUGGCAGGCGUCUUCUCCAGGAUUAUGUCCUCCAGGACAAACAUUAUGUCUGUGAUAGGAGUAGGAACCGUUGCAACAGGCUUACUGUUGAACCAGUAUCAAGUCAAUGCAGGCUCUGAAGUCAGAAAACUCUAUCCUCCCAGUUCAGAGUACCCUGACUUGCGAAAACAUCAGAAUUGCAUGGCCACUUACCUCACACCGGCCAUGUAUGCCAAACUAUGUGACAAAAGAACCCCCCAUGGCUACACUCUUGAUCAGAUCAUCCAAACUGGAGUCGACAACCCUGGACAUCCUUUUAUCAAGACAGUGGGCUGUGUAGCAGGAGAUGAGGAGUCAUACGAGGUAUUUGCUGACCUGUUUGAUCCUGUGAUCAAGGAGAGGCAUAAUGGUUACGACCCACAGACAAUGACACACACCACAGAUCUGGAUGCAAGCAAGAUCCGCUCGGGCAUGUUCGACGAGCGCUAUGUGUUGUCAUCCCGUGUGAGGACAGGCCGCAGCAUCCGGGGCCUGAGCUUGCCCCCCGCCUGCACCCGGGCCGAGCGACGCGAGGUGGAGAGGGUGGUGGCGGACGCCCUCAACGGCCUGAAAGGGGAGCUGCUCGGCCAGUACUUCAGCCUCACCAGCAUGACUGAUAAGGAGCAGCAGCAGCUCAUUGACGAUCACUUCCUGUUUGAUAAGCCAAUCUCACCUCUGCUGACGUGCGCUGGGAUGGCUCGUGAUUGGCCAGACGCAAGAGGCAUCUGGCACAAUCAUCAGAAGACCUUCCUUGUGUGGGUCAAUGAGGAGGAUCACACCCGUGUCAUCUCCAUGGAGAAAGGAGGCAACAUAAAGAGAGUGUUUGAGCGCUUCUGCCGAGGCCUGAUAGAGGUGGAGAAGCUAAUCAAGGAGAAAGGCUGGGAGUUCAUGUGGAACAAGAGGCUGGGCUACAUCCUCACCUGCCCAUCCAACCUGGGCACUGGACUCAGGGCUGGCGUGCACGUCAAACUGCCAAACAUGGCUAAGGACGCACGACUCGACCAGAUCCUGGAUAACUUGAGACUGCAGAAGAGAGGCAUGGGUGGCGUGGACAGCGCUACCACGGGAACCACCUUGGACAUCUCUAACCUGGACCGGUUGGGCAAAUCCGAGGUUCAGCUGGUGCAGAGUGUGAUUGAUGGAGUGCAGUUCUUGAUUGAGUGUGAGAAGAGGCUGGAGAAAGGACAGAAAAUUGUAAUCCCCCCCCCCAGCAAAUAGAACACAAGCAGUACUCGUGCUACCCUAAGCAGCCUUUGUCAAAAGCAUCCUAAGUGUACAUAAACAAACCCAUGCUAAUCCUCUCAAUUGAAAUUCAUGUUGUUGCACCCCUAAAUAUUAGCAACAAAGCAAAAACAUCUCCCACUUAUUUCACCAGAGCAAAAUGACAAGGUUGUUGAAAAGAGCAUGUCAAUGUUUAAUUACAAAUGUAAGAAUUCAAUAAACAGCAGUGAAUAAA